Messenger RNA from Pipistrellus nathusii (Nathusius's pipistrelle), 795 nucleotides. NCBI's taxonomy places the organism in Eukaryota, Metazoa, Chordata, Mammalia, Chiroptera, Vespertilionidae. The record is from the annotation of a GenBank genome assembly.
AUGGCGCGCACAUGCGCCGAAGCGCGUCCCCGCCCCUGGCCCUCUUCCGCGCGGACCCCGCUCGUCCCGGCUCUGUCACCUCACAGUAGUCGUUGCCGGUGGCGGGCGGGGAGCGCGAGCCGCGUGGGGCUGCGAGCGGGGGCAGGACCGCCUCUUCCCCGCCCUCAGGCCGGGCCCGGGCUUGGUCCCCCCGCGCUCCUUCCGCUCCCCACCCCGGUGGGUCCGGGCAGGUCCGAGCCGCUGCCGGGUGCCAGAGGGGCGUCGUGGCCGCGGCCGCCACGGGUCCCGAUGGAGCCGUCGAACCUCUAUCCGGUGAAGCUCUACGUGUACGACCUGUCCAAGGGCCUGGCCCGGCGGCUCAGCCCCAUCAUGCUGGGGAAACAGCUGGAAGGCAUCUGGCACACCUCCAUAGUUGUACACAAGGAUGAGUUCUUCUUCGGCAGCGGCGGGAUCUCCAGCUGUCCCCCGGGAGGGACAUUGCUUGGGCCCCCAGACUCUGUGGUUGAUGUGGGGAGCACAGAAGUCACAGAAGAAAUCUUUCUGGAGUACCUGUCCUCCCUGGGGGAGUCUCAGUUCCGAGGUGAGGCCUACAACCUCUUUGAACACAACUGUAACACCUUCAGCAACGAAGUGGCCCAGUUCCUGACCGGCAGGAAGAUCCCCUCGUACAUCACCGACCUUCCCUCUGAAGUUCUCUCCACCCCCUUCGGACAGGCCCUGCGGCCCCUCCUGGACUCCAUCCAGAUCCAGCCUCCUGGAGGGAGCACCAUGGGCCGGCCCAACGGCCAGAGCUAA